Messenger RNA from Heterocephalus glaber (naked mole-rat), 1068 nucleotides. The record is from RefSeq and is a predicted model, not a curated record. NCBI's taxonomy places the organism in Eukaryota, Metazoa, Chordata, Mammalia, Rodentia, Bathyergidae.
GGCAUCGGGCUCCAGGGGGGCUGCGGCCGGGGAGGGCGCCGGGACGUGGGGAGGGCGGGCUGUGGGCAGGAGGGCGCCCGGCGCUCCGGGGAGUGGGUGAGCUGCGCUGGGGUGCCCGCGGAGUUUGAGGGUUCGGGCUGCGCUCCAGCUCGGGAUGCAGGGGUGUGGUCCGGAGGGGACCUGGGACCCACCCGAGAGGCGCCCGCCCAGAACCGCAGUCCCCGCCUGGCCGGGACAGCCGGGACAGCACGCUCCCGCGCACAGGGACCUGCGGUGACCCGGACCGCGCAGGUUUCUCCAGUGCAGAACGAGCCCCCGAGGCCUGGGGAAGAGGAGCCAGUCUCUGGGUUUCACAUAGGGACUGCUCCGCUUCAGCCUUCAGGGAGGAGGAUAAGGCUGCUGCCAGGCAAGGCCUUUCAAGCCCUGACCCCGCUCACAGCCUGUGUCUGCCCCCACCAGCAUGAGUGCGUCUCCAUUCACGUGGGCCAGGCUGGGGUGCAGAUGGGCAACGCCUGCUGGGAGCUCUACUGCCUGGAGCACCACAUCCAGCCCGAUGGCACCAUGCUCAGCAGCAAGAGCCUGGGAUACAGAGAUGACUCCUUCAACACCUUUUUCACUGGGACAGAGGCUGGCAAGCACGUGCCCCGGGCUGUCUUUGUGGACCUGGAGCCCACAGUCAUAGAUGGGGUAAGAACUGGCGCUUAUAGGAAGCUCUUCCACCCUGACCAACUGAUAUCUGGCAAGGAGGAUGCUGCUAACAACUAUGCCUGUGGCCACUACACUGUGGGGAAGCAAAUCAUCGAUUUGGUGAUGGAGCAAAUCCGAAAAGUGUUCGGGCUCUACCCGAGGCCUCAUCAAGGGGCAGCGCCGGGAAACAGGGCUCCCGGCCACAGGGGCUGUCGCUGUGCGGUGGCCUUCCACACGGGCUUGGCCACCGUGUGGGGCACAGUUUACAGAGGCCGCGUGCCUUUCAGGCCAGGAAAUCCGUACCCUUUUCUCCGAGGCGUGCGCAGUGAGGAAGUGUGGACUGCUCCUGGUGGACCAACUCCUGGUUCCUCUAGUACUUGA